CACAACAUGACAAGCCAGUUGACUUGACCUCUGGUAGCACAAACAUCUUCAAUUAAUUGAUCUUUUAAAAACGAGAUGCAAGUAGUAGUGAACGACAAGAAGAAACGAUCUUCUGGGUUUCUUGGUCAGGGCAAGCCAUCAAUCCUUACGCUGGUUUGGGGAGCUUCUAGCUUGGUGCUGUUGAUUCAGUUGUACUUUUGGAACUUGUUCAAGACGGAACGAUCUUUGCAAGUACAGCUUGGACCGUAUGAUCCUGUCAAGUGCAGUGAGGUCCUCUACAAACAGCUGCACAAUCUGACGUUUGAUCCCAAUGGCGGAAAACUGCAUGCUACCCAAGUGAUUCAUACCAGAGGCCAACUAGUCAAUCCCCACAAGUUCUGGAUUUCCCUUCACAACAAGAAAUUCGAUGUUUCCAGAUGGGUCAUUAUGGAUAAGGAUGAUUACUAUGAGCUCAGUCUCACCGAUGCCUUUAUUGAAAUAUUAUUGGCUCAAGAUGACAAUGACAAACAACAGCCACUGAGAAUGCUAGAUGUGGGAGCCAAUAUUGGUUUCUUUACCCUCCUAGCAGCUUCCAUUCAACCUCCCAUCAUUGUGGAUUCCUUUGAACCCAAUCCCAAAAAUCAAUUGAGAUUCUGUGAAUCACUCCGACUCAAUGAAUGGUAUUCAGAAUUUGACACCACUGCUAUUAAUAUGCAUACAACCAUUUCAACAACAACGACUACUGGUAAGAUGAGCUCAUCACAAGUCAACUUGUAUCCCUACGGAGUGGGCAAACAAGAAGCCAUGCUGGAAUUUGAGGAACAUAAAACCAAUCCCGGACAAGGACACUUUAUCGAAAAACGUGACAAACGACGCAAAGAUCGAGAAACCGACAUGCAAGUGAUCACACUCGAUAACUUUUGCAAAUCUCGACAGUGGCUAACACCAGAUGGCAGUGCUGCUACUACCGCUCCAAAAAUUGUCAUUCUCAAGGUGGACGUGGAAGGAUUGGAUUCCAGUGUCAUGUUGGGAGCCCAGCAGUUGUUGCAUGCCCAUAUUGUGCAAAAUGUAUUCCUCGAAGUAUCCGCUCGCAAGCAUCUUGCCGUACCCAACCGAAAAGCACUGCGACUCUUGUGUGAUGCGGGAUACAAGUUGAAGAGUUAUGGGGGAUGGAUUGGACCCAAUCUUGACUUUGAAUGGAAGGAAAAAGAUGAUGCCACCGUUGUCAUUCACAAGAUUAUGGAAUUGACCGAAAAGAAUCAUGAACAGCAACUCAAUCUGUGGUGGACUCUUUGAUGAGUCGUGUACUGUACGGGACUAUAUAUAGCUAGUACAUGUGUACAGGCAGGGCUGAUUGCAUUGCAUUGCAUUGCAUUG
Molecule: messenger RNA, 1356 nt
Organism: Seminavis robusta
Lineage: Eukaryota; Bacillariophyta; Bacillariophyceae; Naviculales; Naviculaceae
Source: the annotation of a GenBank genome assembly